AUGGAAUUCAAGGUCACCGUAACUACAAGGGCUGCAACAAUGGAGAAGUGGAUCUACCGCGUAUCCGAAGAUUUCCUUUGCGACGCCAGCGCAAAGAUCGUUGGUCUUGAUUGCGAGUUCACUGACAAAGUGAAAGGAAUCAAGCAGAAACUUCUUCCAGAGGAUAAACGGCAACAUGCAGCAGUUUUACAGCUAUGUGUUGCCAAUGACAUCAUUCUUUUUCAGAAGAUGAUCAAUAUUCAUAAAUUAGAUCCUGGUGUUAAGAAUAAAAGAAUACCAUCACUCUAUGACCUGUCAAAUGCUGUGUUGGGGACAAAUUUGGAAAAGAAAGUGCUCGUGCUGUGA
This is a messenger RNA of Lolium perenne, 345 nucleotides long. RefSeq lists its product as uncharacterized. Gene Ontology annotation, molecular function: nucleic acid binding. The record is from RefSeq and is a predicted model, not a curated record. Lineage: Eukaryota; Viridiplantae; Streptophyta; Magnoliopsida; Poales; Poaceae.